AUGCGUCGAAGAGAAGGAGAUUUGGAAGAGACGCUGACAUUAAGCAUAAAUGUCUCUGAUUACGCAGAUUCAUCAGAAAUUUCAAAUCUUUCUCUCUCUUUCUAUCUCUCUUUCUACCUCUCUCUUUCUAUCUUACUUUCACAUUCUCUCUCUUUUUCUUUCUCUCUCUCUCUCUCUCUUUAUAUCUCUGUCUCUAUCUCUCUUAAUAUCCAUCUAUUUCUUUCUUUCUUUCUUUCUUUUUAUCUAUCUAUCUAUCUAUCUAUCUAUCUAUCUAUCUAUCUCAGACUGUUCAUUAUUUGUCUGUCUGUCGAUCUAUCUAUCUACCUCAUUUUGUUCAUCUAUCUAUCUAUCUAUCUAUCUAUCUAUCUCAGUAUGUCCAUUAUCUAUCUCAGUAUGUCCAUUAUCUAUCUCAUUUUGUUCAUCUAUCUCAGUCUAUUCGUAUCUAUCUAUCUAUCUAUCUCAUUAUCUCUGUCUUUUUUCUCUCUCUUUCUCUCUAUCUUUCUAUCUCUUUCUUUAUAUCUCACUUUCUUUCUUUCUCUUUCUUUAUCUCUUAAUAUCUCUCUCUAUCUUUCUCUCUCUUUCUCUCUCUCAUUAUCUAUCUAUCUAUCUAUCUAUCUAUCUAUCUAUCUAUCUAUCUAUCAUCACAGUCUGUUCGUAUCUAUCUAG
Molecule: messenger RNA, 666 nt
Organism: Acanthosepion pharaonis
Lineage: Eukaryota; Metazoa; Mollusca; Cephalopoda; Sepiida; Sepiidae
Source: the annotation of a GenBank genome assembly